AGAAGACAUAUUGAUUAUUUGGUAGUUAAUAAGGGGGAGGCUAUAAAUCAUGAGUAGAGGAGUGAUUCAAGAUAGUGAAUAAUGUACAGCAUGCCUCAGAACAUUGCUUUAUCUUACUGUGUUUUUUUUUUUUUUAUCGUAAUUGCUCCAUGUUUUUGUCUUACAACUAGACUGAAGGUACCUUCAUCAGCACCAUGUCUGUCUUCAACAGUUCUUCUCUGUAUCCUCACUUCCUUCUGACUGGCUUCUCUGGCUUUGAAAACAGAUAUGGCUUGAUUUCUCUUCCUAUCUUCUUGAUUUAUGCCACCUCAGUUGCAGGGAACUUUACCAUCCUCUUUAUCAUCAAAACUGAGCCUUCCCUCCACCAACCAAUGUACUAUUUUCUGUCCAUGCUGGCCCUUACAGACCUUGGUCUGUCUACUACAACAUUUCCUACAAUGUUCAGUGUCUUUUGGUUCCAUGCCCGUGAGAUCUCUUUCAAUGCUUGUCUGGUCCAAAUGUACUUCAUUCAUGUUUUCUCCAUUAUUGAGUCAGCUGUGCUGUUGGCCAUGGCCUUGGAUCGUUUUGUGGCAAUCAGAGAGCCCCUGCGCUAUGCAGCCAUUCUAACCAAUGGCGUAAUAGUUGGACUUGGUUUGGCUAUUGCUGGACGAGCCUUAACUCUGGUCUUCCCAGCUUCUUUCUUACUAAAGAGACUCCAAUACCGUCCUAUCAAUAUUCUGUCCUACCCCUUCUGCCUACACCAGGACCUCAUAAAGACAACUGUAUCCAGCCGCCGGGUCAGCAGCAUCUAUGGCCUCAUCGUGGUCAUAUUCUCCAUGGGGCUUGAUUCAGUGCUUCUUCUCCUCUCUUAUAUCCUCAUUCUUGUCACAGUGUUGAGUAUAGCUUCCAAGACAGAAAGGGUGAAAGCACUCAAUACUUGCAUUUCUCAUAUCUGUGCUGUACUCACCUUCUACACCCCAAUGAUUGGGCUAUCAAUGAUCCGCCGCUAUGGACAAAAUGCUUCCCCAAUGGUCCAUGUGCUCAUGGCCAAUGUCUACUUGCUGGUCCCACCCUUAAUGAACCCUAUUGUUUACAGUGUCAAGACCAAGCAGAUCCGAGACAGAAUUCUCAAGAAAUUCAAGCAACACAAACUGUAG
Molecule: messenger RNA, 1136 nt
Organism: Erinaceus europaeus (western European hedgehog)
Lineage: Eukaryota; Metazoa; Chordata; Mammalia; Eulipotyphla; Erinaceidae
Product: olfactory receptor 51G2-like
Exons: 1
Coding region: 195-1136 (313 amino acids)
Biological process (GO): G protein-coupled receptor signaling pathway
Cellular component (GO): membrane
Molecular function (GO): G protein-coupled receptor activity; olfactory receptor activity
Source: RefSeq, a predicted model, not a curated record